AUGACAAAUGCCGCAGAUACUUAUUACGGAACUUUGUUUUCCCAUCUUUCCUACGGCAUGGGAGAGAAUGGAGCUGGAGCGAAUUCUACUCCGAACGCCACGUACACAGAUGCGGCAAUGGCUGCUGCAGCCGCUGCAGCAGCAAUGGCUGCCGCGACAGGAGUCGGAGAUUGGACCAACGUCAGCAGUUACCAGCAAGGUUCAGGUGUUCUACCCAACCUAAAUCCACCAAUUCCUACAGUAAACAUGACUGUCGGCCCUGGUGUGACUAAUUCCGCGGAACUUUCCAUACCAUCAGGUGCUGCCAGCACUACUUCUUCGUCGAAUAUCACUUCCCCGUAUUGCGCUACCUUGCUCGCCGCCGUUGCUGCUGCUGCGGCCGCUGCUGCCUAUCCGGUUCAUCCGACUCAAUCCGGCAAUGUUUCUGCUGGCUCAAGUACGCCAGCUGCCGAUUAUGCAGCUUUAUACUAUCGUUCUUCUGGCCAACGACCACCUGUAGUCAGUUCGGCUGCAAAUCCUUACAACAGUGCAGUGUACCCUACUGCCAGUUGGCCCUAUUCAGUUUCCCCAAACCACUACCCGAACAGCUCCCAAGUGGUCGACAGAAUCAAUCCUAAUCUGGUCCCGGUGGACGGGUGGUCCGCUUCAAACGGGCAACCGGCUGUUAUCCCUUCCAUUGGAUCCGAGUUGGGUAUAAACUGCAGACAGCACACUCCGCAUAUUCCUUCAACCAUGUUCUCUUCAACUGUUCCAUGUGAUCGAGCGAGCGCUGUACAGAAUGAUCUUAUAGGACAGCCUUAUUUUACUUCACCAUCCAACAGGAAACCUAUCUCGAGCAUCCCUGUUUCUCAGUCACUGACAACCACCGGGAAUGAACAUUCAGGUCUUUAUUCAAUGCUCCCUGAUGAAGUGUGCGAGGAGGCUUACCUGGCUCCAGAUUCACAUCAGCUAGUCAACGACAACACAGCUAACAAUGUUAUUCAAACAGUUUACAAGCAUGUAGAACCAUUCUCCCAACAUAUGUGUCAGCAUACUACUGAACAUCAACAACAACAACAACAACAACAAACGCGACAGCAACCACAACAAAAAAUCCUCGAUGAGUUCAAUCGAUUAUCCCUGGAAAGUAAUCGAGACUAUAAACCACCUACCCCAUGUGGUCCAACGCCGUCAACCGAGUCGGUCGGUGAAUCGGUCCCACAAGCAGCGAAUUCCAGUCAGUGGCAAUACCAUGAGGUGAAUACAGAACAUGAAGUUUUCCUCAGUGUUUCUGAUAACGUCCCAAACAGAGAGCAAGGAACGCGAACCAUCAGUGGCAUCCUAAGACCACUGUCUUCAACCAGUCAACCGCAGUUCACCAACACGAUGUCGUUCCCAGUGCAGCCGGCUAAGGGGACAACACAAACCAAGACUUGGGCAAACAUUGCUGGUCAACCACCAAAAGGAUCUGCUGCCGUUCUAAUGAGUUCGACCGGUUGGUCAAUCAAACGAACCCCUGGUCAUGUUUUAACUCAAGGGUCCAGAGGUUCCAUUACAACCCCUUCAACCUCAGUCAUUGUUGCUAAACCCCAGACUUCACAUUCAAAACCGGACGAUCAUGCUAAAGUAACACAAGCGCCAUUUCGCUCUGGAAGACCAGAGUCAUCCGUGAACUCCGAGAACGAACGUAACACCGCCUCGGUCACAACAAAUGGUAAAGGUGGUAGCACUUACGAAGAUUCCUUACAGCUGCUUCAGCGUGAGGCCGAAUUAUUGCAUCAACGUUUGGCCAAGUCUAUCAACCCGGCGAAGUUCGAUACAAACAUCGAAAAAGCUCGGUUCUUCGUGAUCAAGUCGUUCUCCGAAGAUGAUAUUCAUCGUUCUAUCAAAUACUCUGUUUGGUGCUCGACGGAGUUGGGGAAUAAAAAAUUAGAUGCCGCUUUUGUUGAAGCCAAAGGUCAAUAUCCCAUUUAUCUUUUCUAUUCGGUCAACGGGUCCGGUCACUUUUGUGGUAUGGCCGAAAUGACAUCUCGAGUGGACUACGACACACGUAUGCGAGUCUGGGCCCAGGAUAAAUGGCAAGGUGCGUUCUCAGUGAGAUGGAUUUUCGUGAAAGACGUCCCCAAUACAGCAUUGCGUCACAUACGGAUUGAAACGAACGAAAACAAGCCGGUAACGCAUUCACGUGACACAACUGAAUUACCGUUAGAACGGGGUCGCCAGGUUAUGGAGGUGUUCGCUGGCUACUCGCAUACACUGUCCAUUUUUGAUGACUUUGUUUUCUACGAGCAACGAGAGAGACAAGAUGUUGGCGGUCUGAUACAGUAUCUCAUUCGUCAAUCGGUUGGUGACGCAGUAGUGAACACGAUUUCGCCUCAGCACAUUUGGAUUCUGUUUGAGAUGGUUCAAGGUUCAUCAAAAACUCGACAGGUGCAUUUCCCAUGA
This is a messenger RNA of Echinostoma caproni, 2424 nucleotides long. The record is from the annotation of a GenBank genome assembly. NCBI's taxonomy places the organism in Eukaryota, Metazoa, Platyhelminthes, Trematoda, Plagiorchiida, Echinostomatidae.